CCUCUUUGCCGCACGCAAACAACGUGAGAGCGAGGAGCCGCGGAUGUUAGGUGAUCCUGUGGUUUUCUAUUUUUUUUGGUUCCGAGAUUGUUAUGAUGGCUUUCUGUAUUUCGAGUGUGGUGCUCGAGGACUUGUUUGUCUGCUUGUUAAUUUUGUGAUUCCGGCUUCAAGGAUGAGGAUUGGAAGAAGAUGACGGCGCAUUGAACAGCGUAUCACAAUUGUAUCCUGGCUAGACUUGUGCGCAAUCGAAUUGCGAGGUAGGAGCGGAUCUGAAUGAUGUAUAGGACGGAAGACUUCUAUAACCUGGAAUAUGGUAAUAUUGAACUUUAGUCGGAGAUUACAUUACACUUGCAAUGCUCUUGAUUGAACUGUCAACAGAACAUCGUACUCAGAUUUGGUAACCUCCUGACGAGCUUCACCGGGGCUUGUUAUCAGAGUCAACGCACCAGCUUCCCCGAGAUAAUAAAUUUCUCCGGUGUCCCCGAUCAAUCACAACAAGAAGGAUGACACGGGAUCGACUGCAGGAAUCUCUUUCGUAAGAGCAAAGUGUCACGAAUAUCCGAGAUAAGUAGCAAAAAACAGCACUUUCACCUUUGAAGAGGAACACCUGAAGCAUAACUGCGGUUGUCCGAACCAACCAAUGAGUAGAAGCUUCCAUUCACUUGUAACACGUUCUGGAAGACCACGUCUUUCACCAUCGACCACAAGUCCAGUUUGGAACGACACUUAUCAGAUAACGUCGUCCUGGGCAAGCAUGUGAUAGACAGAAGAACGAGGAAAGGCGAUCCUGGAUACUAGUUUUUUUUCUGUUUUAUACUUUCUUCUCGUGUUUUUUUCCGCUUCUAUCUCACCAUCUUCUAUUUCAUGCAGUUGGUCACCGAAGCCGGGCGAAUCUUUUGUCUUGUUUUUUUUUUUUUUUUUUUUUUUAUCUUACUUCUGAUAACAAUGUCGAGUAGAUAUUGUAAGCCCUGUGUGCGUGUGUGUGUAGUGCUGAAAACACCAUUGUUUGUUAGUAGGUUCAGUAUUGGGUCACCUCGGAUUUGCUUGAACUAGUCUCUUGCAUUCAUUGUUGAAUUUUGAAUUUGGAGGUGGAAAUCGUCGUGUUGGAGCCUCGCCAACUUUGCUUUCGGACGACCUCAGAAUCAGUCAAAUUGGAGUUAGAACGAAACUUUUUGGCAACAAUUGAAGUGGUAAACUGGCCCUUCGCACCUUGGAUUACCCAACCAACUUAUGAGAGAAGCAAUGAUGAACUGUGAAAUAUUGGAUUGUUACAAAUACUGGUGUUGUUAAACUUCAGCAACAAGCGAAGGAUUGUUCCAGCAGUUGGUGUCGUAGUCUAAGGGUAUCAAGCAAUCCUUACAGCUUCGCCCCCUGCGUCCCCUUGUACACUUCCCUCCGCCCUCUCGCAGCAAAACCCUCGCUGCAGUGUGCUGUCUUCUCGCUUUGAAUUGCUUGAAUCUGCGCUAAAAUACAUGACGCCGUGACAACUUUGUGCCGCAUGCAAACAACGUGAGAGCGAGGAGCCAUGGAUGGCUUGUGUGCCAUCGGAAUGUGAGAUGGGAGUGCUUUAAAGGACGGAAGAGUUCUUCAAGUUGGAGUAUGAUUUUGUGGCAAUUGAAGAACAUUUCAAGAAUCUAUGGUUGCAUGAGUAAGCAAAGGAGUAUACUCUAGAAUUCAUUGCCAGUUUUAUAUUGAGGCGAAUUAUACAUAUUUUCCAAAUAUUUGCAAUGGCCUAUCUUGUAAAGAUGGUUAUGAAGCAUGUCUUAGUAAUGUGGAGGUUUUUAUUUGGUUGUUGGACAUUGGGAUUUGCACUUGCAAUGGAAUUUUGUAACAAGUUUGUGGAGGAUAUUGGAGUUGUACUCAAAGCAAGAGAAGUUGAUAUUGGAGAUGUGCUUACUCAAUGCUAUAAUUACAAUCAAGAAAUGGAGGUGUUAUUGAAGACUAAACUUGUAUUGAAUAAAAAACAAUGUGUAAAUAUUUGCCAACCACUUGGCGGUGUUAUCAAAGUAUUUGAAGUCUUGAGAGUUUGUUGCAAUGGAAGAAGUGAGUUUAAAAUUCUAUUUUGCGAAUUUCAAUGUAUAACAUUGAGGAUAUACAAGUUGAUAAAAGCUUGUGCACAAGAACAAUGGUGUGAAGCAAGUAUCCUUCAAAUGGAAAACAAAGAAAUGUUUAGAGAGUUAUUAUGGGACUUGAAGACUUGUUAUGAUGUGGGAAUUGAUCUAUUAUCAAAGAAGUAUCCUAAAAAGAUGGAGGACAUUCUACUUGUAUUGUUUGAUGUUUCAACACGUGAAGAAGUGAAACAUGAUGGUAAAGAACUUUUCAAAAGAUUGGACCAUAAAAGUAAAGAUGUUCAAUUUAAAGAUUGUGAAUUGGCAAACUAUCUAUCAACAAGAUUGAUGAACUUGUGGUGUGUAGAUGGUGGAGAGAUGGAUUUUUUGCAAGUAUCAAGUGAUAUCAAAAGUUUAGAGCUUGGGAGAAUUAUAAAUGAGGGUGCAUUUGAAAAAGUUUAUGAAUCAAGUGGUUUUGGACUUGCAACUGCAACAAAAUAAUGGAUGCUAGUUGGAAUGAUAUGUUCAUGAAAGAAGUGGGUAUCUUGGCUAUCACAAGUCAUCCAAACUUGAUCAAAUAUUAUUAUGCAGCCAAAAGUAAUGCAAAUGAGAAUAGAGAGUCUUCAAAGAUGAAUAAUUCAAGGAAAAAAGUAUACUUGGUGAUGGAAUUGAUGCAAACAAGUUUGAGCAACAUAUUGGAGGCAAAAAGAGCAAUGCCAUACUACUUUCUUAUUGAUAUUAUUUAUCAAAUUGCAAGAGGAAUGUGUUAUUUACAUGACAUGCAAAUCGCACAUCAAGAUUUAAAGCCGGAGAAUAUACUACUUAAUGUUAUAGAUGAUGAUAAAUCUAGUCAUCGUUUUCAUUAUGCUGUUGUGAAGUUGAUUGAUUUUGGUUGUUCAAAGAUCAAUGUGGGUAGGAAUCCAAAAGUUAAAGAAAAUAAAUACAUAUAUGGGACUUUAAGAUACACAGCUCCAGAGACAUUGAAAAGUACAAUGGAAUCGACAAAGAUGUGUGCUUUUGAAGCAGAUGUGUAUUCUUUUGCAAUGAUAUGUUCUAAGAUUCUUUCAGGUGAAGAUCCAUUUGAUGGUAUCAACACUAAAAAAGAAUUAUUGAAAAAGAUUGAGAAAGGUGAAAGACCAAAGUUGCCUUCAAAUUGUGAUGAUUUGAGUAAAUUGAUUGAAGAAUGUUGGACUUUGAAUCCUUCUAGAAGACCUAGUUUUGGGGACAUUUGCAAGAGACUCGUAACAUUGAAGAAAAAAUACUUGGUGGGAAUUGAUGUAGCCAAAACACCUCAUUUUGGAGCAUUUAAGAAGGAAAAUCAUGAAAGUAGUAAAUCAAAAGAUGUUAAUAUUGGUGAUACAUUGGUACAUGAUUGUAAAGACAAUAUAAUGGGUGUAGAACAACGUUUGUCAAACAUCAAACAACUAUGCAAGGAUGGAAUAAAUGCAUUGUGUUUUGUUGGUAUGGGUGGAAUUGGAAAGACCACAUUAGCAAAGAUUACAUUUGAUACCAUGCGACACAUGUACAAUGUAUCAUGCUUUGUUGAAAGUAUUCAAAAGAAGGAUAGUGCUCUUUCAAUAAUUUGCAAAGUUUUGAACCAACUAAACUCUGAAAAAAAACCAAGGAGUUUAGAAGAAGCACAAGUUAUGAUGAAAGAAGUAUUGAUGAGCAAAAAGUUUAUGUUGGUGUUGGAUGAUUUGAAGGAGAAGAGUCAAAUCAAUGAUGUAGUACUUACAGAUAUUCUAUGUUCUAACAAAGGCAACACAUUAAUUGUGACAACUCGAAAUUGGGAGGUAGUAAAAAGCUACCCUACAAAGAUUCAUAAAUUUGAUAUUGGAGAACUUGACAAAGAUGCAAGUUUGAAGUUGUUUACAGCUUAUUCUUGUAGGGAUGGUGAUGAAUUGCCAAAAGAACUUAUUGAGGUUGGCAAAGAGAUUGUAAGAUCUUGUAAUGGACUACCCUUGAGUUUGAAAGUUUUGGGAUCAUUUUUAGGAGGACAAAGGAGGUUGAGAUGUUGGGAAAGAGCUUUGCAAAAGUUAAGAAGAGGAAGACCUUUGGAUGGAGAUGAAAUAGAUAGUGAAUAUAAGCUAUGGAUUAUUUUGAAGAUAAGUUUUGAUGCCAUGAAAGUUGAAGAAAAGAACAUGUUUUUGGACAUAUGUUGCUUCUUUUGUAACAAUGUGAAAUGGGGUGGUACAAUGAAAGAAACCAUAAUACAAAUAUGGACCAAUAAGAAAAGUGGAGAUGAAGAGCUGGAUGCAAGUAUUGUUUUGGACAUGUUGGUUCAUCAAUCAAUGAUAAAAAUAGAAAAAGAUGGAGUUAUAAAAGUGCAUGAUCAAUUACAAGAUAUGGGACGAAAGAUUGUUGAAGAAGAAAAAGAAUACAAAGACACACGAAUUUGGAAUGCAAAUAUGGUGCCAAUACAUGGAAUAACAACAAAGUUGGAAGGUAUAAUUCUUGAUUAUAAUAUGAAAGACAACUUGAGAAGAUUUAUAAUGAAAGGAUUACACUUUUUUUCUUUACGAAUUCUUAUAUGUAACAUUGAUGCAAAGCAAAGUAAAGAUGUCUUUGAAAUACUUAUGUUAUUGGUAGAAAAUGCAUAUAAGUUAAAAGUUUUGUUACUAAGAGGAUAUCAUUAUCGUAUACCUUAUGGGUUGGACAUGAGCAAAAUAAAGUUGCCCUCUAUAAUGUGCAGUGAAGAGUUUUGGAAAGUAUUUGAAGAAUUGACAAUAUUGAGUCUAAUAGGAUGUACUUUUGGUGAACCACUACCUAGAACAUUGUUUACAUCUAGUACGUUGAUGAGACUUGAUCUAGAUGGAUCUAUUGAACUAAAUGUUGUACUAAAAGGCUUUAAAAACCUUAAAAAUUUAACAAUCAUGAGAUUAGUUAAUAAUAAAACUUUAAAUAUAAUGUCAAAAGAAUGGACAGAUGUAAUUUCUCUGAAAACACUUGAUAUGACUAGAUGCACAAGCUUGAUAAGCUUGCCAAAUGAAAUAGCAAAUCUUUCUUCUUUAGAGGAACUUUAUUUAAAUGGAUGCUCAAGCUUGAAAAGUUUGCCAAAUGAAUUGGCAAAUCUUUCUAAUUUAAGAAGGCUUGAUUUAAGAUAUUGCUCAAGCUUGACGAGCUUGCCAAAUGAAUUGGCAAAUCUUUCUUCCUUAAAAGAACUUGAUUUGAGUAGUUGCUCAAGCUUGAGAAGAUUGCCAAAUGAAUUGGAAAAUCUUUCUUCUUUGAUAAGACUUGAUUUGAGUGGUUGCUCAAGCUUGAUAAGCUUGCCUAAUGAAUUAAGAAAUCUUUCUUCUUUGGAAGAACUUGAUUUAAGUCAUUGCUCAAGCUUGAUUAACUUGCCAAAUGAAUUGGCAAAUCUUUCUUCUUUGACAAGACUUGUUUUGAGUGGUUGCUCAAGCUUGACAAGCUUGCCAAAUGAAUUAGAAAAUCUUUCUUCUUUGGAAGAACUUCGUUUAAAUAAUUGCUCAAGCUUAACAAGCUUGCCUAAUAAAUUAAGAAAUCUUUCUUCUUUGGAAGAACUUGAUUUAAGUCAUUGCUCAAGCUUGACUAACUUGCCAAAUGAAUUGGCAAAUCUUUCUUCUUUGACAAGACUUGAUUUGAGUGGUUGCUCAAGCUUGACAAGCUUGCCAAAUGAAUUGACAAAUCUUUCUUCUUUGACAAGACUUGAUUUGAGUGGUUGCUCAAGCUUGACAAGCUUGCCAAAUGAAUUGACAAAUCUUUCUUCUUUGACAAGACUUGAUUUGAGUGGUUGCUCAAGCUUGACAAGCUUGCCAAAUGAAUUGACAAAUCUUUCUUCUUUGACAAGACUUGAUUUGAGUGGUUGCUCAAGCUUGACAAGCUUGCCAAAUGAAUUAGAAAAUCUUUCUUUUUUGGAAGAACUUGGUUUAAAUCAUUGCUCAAGCUUGACAAGCUUGCCAAAUGAAUUGACAAAUCUUUCUUCUUUGACAAGACUUGAUUUGAGUGGUUGCUCAAGCUUGACAAGCUUGCCAAAUGAAUUGACAAAUCUUUCUUCUUUGACAAGACUUGAUUUGAGUGGUUGCUCAAGCUUGACAAGCUUGCCAAAUGAAUUGGCAAAUAUUUCUUCUUUGACAACACUUUAUUUGCGUGGUUGCUCAAGCUUGAGAAGCUUGCCAAAUGAAUCGGUACAUAUUUCUUCUUUAACAAUACUUUAUUUUCAUGGUUAUGUAAGCUUGACAAGCUUGCUAAAUGAAUUGGUAAAUCUAUCUUCUUUGAUGACGCUUGAUUUAAAUGGUUGCUCAAGCUUGAAAAGCUUGCCAAAUGAAUUGACAAAUUUUACUUCUUUGACAAUACUUGAUUUGAGUGGUAGGUUAAGCUUGACAAGUUUGCCAAAUGAAUUCACAAAUCUAUCUUCUUUGAAAGAACUUGUUUUGAGUCAUUGCUCCAGCUUGACAAGCUUGCCAAAUGAAUUGACAAAUCUUUCUUCUUUGAAAGAACUUGAUUUGAGUAGUUGCUCAAGCUUGAGAAGCUUACCAAAUGAAUUAGCAAAUCUUUCUUCUUUGACAAGACUU
This is a messenger RNA of Physcomitrium patens, 6580 nucleotides long. Lineage: Eukaryota; Viridiplantae; Streptophyta; Bryopsida; Funariales; Funariaceae. The record is from RefSeq and is a predicted model, not a curated record.